AAGAGCCGAAGGAAGGAAGAUUAACAUUGCAUGCACUGAUGUCUUCUUCUUUGAAUUCCUCAAAUUUGCCUGUUUUCUGCAUAGUUUUCUUCAUCAGUUGGAUCCUCAUCCAUAGAUGGGCACAGAGAAAUCGCAAAGGUCCGAAGACAUGGCCUCUCAUUGGAGCUGCCAUUGAACAGUUUAAGAACUAUGAUCGCAUGCAUGAUUGGAUUGCCAAUUACUUAUCUGAGUCAAAGACCAUUAGUGUUCCCAUGCCCUUCACUACUUACACUUACACUGCAGAUCCUGCAAAUGUAGAGCACAUUCUCAAGAACAACUUCAAAAACUACCCCAAGGGAGAGCUUUAUAGGUCUUACAUGGAGGUUCUGCUAGGAGAUGGGAUAUUUAACGCAGAUGGAGAGCUGUGGAGGAAGCAGAGGAAGACAGCGAGCUUUGAGUUUGCUUCCAAGAACUUGAGAGAACUAAGCACCGUUGUGUUUAGGGAGUAUGCUUUAAACCUCUCUACCAUCUUAUGCCAAGCAUCCUGCAGAGAUCAUCAAGGUGUAGAUAUCCAGGAUUUGUUCAUGAGGAUGACAUUGGACUCCAUAUGCAAGUUGGGUUUUGGAGUGGAGAUAGGGACACUGUCUCCUCACCUCCCUGAUAAUAGCUUUGCUCAGGCUUUCGACAACGCAAACAUGAUCGUAACACUACGAUUUAUCGAUCCUUUAUGGAGGCUGAAGAGGUUUCUUUGUGUAGGAUCAGAGGCUAUUCUCAUGCAAAAUAUUAAAAUUGUUGAUGAGUUCACCUACAAUGUUAUUCGUACAAGGAAAGCUGAGAUCAUGAGAGCCAGAGAGAAUGGGUUCAGUGAUGAGAUACAGCAUGACAUACUAUCCAGGUUCAUCGAGCUCGGUGUCGCUGACCAUGAGAGUGAUUUCAGCACAGAAAAAAGCCUAAGAGAUGUGGUACUCAACUUUGUUAUUGCAGGGAGAGACACCACAGCAACUACCCUCUCAUGGUUUAUCUAUAUCAUAGUAACACAACCUCAAGUGGCAGAAAAACUCUAUACAGAGCUAAAGGCGUUCGAAGAGAUAAGAGCUGAAGAAGAAAAUAUAAAUUUGGCUUCAUAUACUUUAGAAGAUAUGGAUUCAUUCAAAAGCAGGUUAUCACAAUUUUCAAGGCUUUUAAACUAUGAUUCAAUUACAAGGCUGCAUUAUCUCCAUGCAUGCAUCACAGAGACACUGAGGUUGUAUCCUGCUGUUCCUCAGGACCCAAAAGGCAUUCUAGAGGAUGAUGUUUUGCCAGAUGGAACAAAAGUGAGGGCUGGUGGAAUGGUGACCUACACUCCUUAUUCAAUGGGAAGAAUGGAGUAUAAUUGGGGCAAUGAUGCAUCAAAGUUUUGUCCUGAGAGAUGGCUAAAAGAUGAUUUUGUCUUUCAAAAUAAUGUCUCACCUUUCAAGUUCACUGCAUUCCAAGCAGGGCCUAGAAUGUGCCUAGGGAAAGACUCAUCCUAUCUACAGAUGAAGAUGACAUUGGCCAUACUCUGCAGAUUCUUUCACUUUAAGCUUGUGCCUUGUCAUCCUCCAGUUCAGUAUAAGAUGAUGACUAUACUCUCCAUGGCAAAUGGCCUUCAUGUGCUUGUUUCUGCAAGAGGACCCUAAUUUUUAUUGCAUGGAUUUAUGUUUUGUUUGGGAUAACUUUCAUAUUGCUUUCUAAAGCAGUUUUUUAAUAUAAAAAAAAUAUAUUAAAAUAUUGUAUUACAAAGCAAUAAGAAAGUUAUCCCAAAUGAAAUCUUAUACGUAUUUACAUUUUUUGUCUUAAUAGGCCCCUAGUUAGUCUUAAAAAUGGCCAAUAACAAAUUGGUAUAUUUGCUUUAUUAAUUUCCUUGAUGAAAAUCUAAUAUUUUUUAUGUUUGGAGGCCCUAAGGCCAAAUUAGGAACCUUUUUAGUAGGAGCAUUAUCAUAAACUUGAGCUUUAUAUGAUCUUAAACUCAACUCUAGAUUGCACUAUUUGUAAGGUUAUGAAACAUCAAUGAGAGGUUGGAAAUAUCUUUGGUCUUCUCUUCUCUUUAAGCCUGUAACUUCUAUGUAUUUGUAAUUUCUUCUCUACAUUUUGAAGCUUUUGUCCUAAAAAGAUGAGGGAAUUUUCAUUUAAUUUUUUUUAAUGAAUUUGAAGCCUUGACCAUGACUAUAAUAUCUUUUAUAUUGGCUGGUAGUUCUAGAAUCCAAGUAAUUUGAUGAUUUUUCUUAGUUCUAGAAUCCAAGUAAAUUGAUGAUUUUUCUUGUGUUGUUCUUGGAUAUAUCACCACAUCCUCAACACAUAAUUAAUACAAAAAGUUUAGAAAUAUAAAUGAAGAAUUAGAUAAUCUUGUUUUAUUAGACUUAACAUAAAAGCUUUUU
Dendrobium catenatum is the source of this 2375-nucleotide messenger RNA. RefSeq names its product cytochrome P450 704B1. The transcript has 5 exons. Gene Ontology annotation, molecular function: heme binding; monooxygenase activity; iron ion binding. The record is from RefSeq and is a predicted model, not a curated record. The coding region runs from base 39 to 1637 and encodes 532 amino acids. Lineage: Eukaryota; Viridiplantae; Streptophyta; Magnoliopsida; Asparagales; Orchidaceae.